Cottoperca gobio is the source of this 4519-nucleotide messenger RNA. RefSeq names its product methylenetetrahydrofolate dehydrogenase (NADP+ dependent) 1 like (gene mthfd1l). The record is from RefSeq and is a predicted model, not a curated record. Gene Ontology annotation, cellular component: cytosol. Gene Ontology annotation, biological process: tetrahydrofolate interconversion. The coding region runs from base 186 to 3104 and encodes 972 amino acids. The transcript is spliced from 28 exons. Gene Ontology annotation, molecular function: methylenetetrahydrofolate dehydrogenase (NADP+) activity; ATP binding; formate-tetrahydrofolate ligase activity. Lineage: Eukaryota; Metazoa; Chordata; Actinopteri; Perciformes; Bovichtidae.
UGUUCAAGUAUGCUGAAAUCCGAGUCUUCACAUUUCUAACUGUCCCUGAAGACAGCGUGCCUCCAUCAGGACCCUGUCGGUAGUCAAACUUUCUUGUUGUUCUACCCGGAGGUUGAAUCCCUCGUAAACUGACCAACAAAGAGAAUAACUUUAUACGCCACGUUAACAAACUUAAAGAAACCACCAUGAAGUUGUCUAUAAUUCGUAGUGCGUGUGGCAGCCUUCGGAUACAUCCAGCCAGUCCAGGAAACAGGGUCAGCGGCUUGUCGCGGAGAUGCCAGCCCGUUGGUCCUGCCAACAGCCGGCUGACCCUCCGAACUGCAAGCGCUACUAGCAGCAGUGGUACCAAACCGAAAUUAACCGUCAACUUUGGGAAACACUCCCAAAAGGAUGAUGGGUUUGAAUGCGACAGUUCAUUGAGGAAAGUGGUUCAGAGCACCAAGGAGGCCAUGUUGGCUCUGCAGAGAAGAAAUCCAGCAAUUCAACCUUUGUUAGCCAUUAUACAGGCAGGUGAAGAUGACAGCUUGUUGGAGAUCAAUAAGAAAAUGGCAGGAAGGAUUGGGUUAAACAUCACACAGAUUUGUCUGGCAAAGGAGUGCAGUGAAGAUGAAAUUGUUGAGGAGGUGUUAAAGCUGAAUGAAGACCCCAGGGUGCACGGAGUCUACCUCCACCUCCCCCCUGCCUCCCUCACCAGUCGAGUGUUGAACACACUCAAACCUGAGAAGGAUGUAGACGGGAUAUCUGAUUUGAAUAUAGGCCGUCUGGUACGAGGAGACCUGAGCAAAGGCUUUGUGCCACCCACAGCCAGCGCUGUCCUGGAUCUUCUGGAGAAACAUGAUGCUUCUUUGGAAAUUAAAACUGUGUUGCUGGUCGGAGGAGAAGGACCCCUUGGAUUGUCCCUGCAGUGCCUGAUUGAAAGAAGUGGAAUGGUAGUUCUCAAGAGUCAUUGGAGCUCCAAGAGCCUACAGAGACAGGUGAUGCAGGCUGAUGCUGUGGUCCUGUUCGGGGCAGGGACAAUGGAUGUCUCCCCCACCUGGGUUAAGCCAGGGGCCGCUGUCAUCCGCUGUGUGCCCACUCUGGAGACAGAUCAACAUGCCAUGUCUUUAAAGUCUGGGUUUGGAUACCUCACAGCAUCUUACAGAACACAGAAUGUGGUACGUAGUUGCAGUCGGUGGCUUCAAGAGCAGCAGUACCAACCCUGGCAUCUGCGCAGCCUCAAACUGCAGCCCCUGACCCCUGUACCAAGUGACAUAGAGAUUUCCAGAGCUCAGACGCCCAAGCCAGUGCACCAGCUGGCUGAUGAGAUCGGUUUGCUGCCAGAAGAGCUUGAAGCCUAUGGCAGGAGCAAAGCUAAGGUCCGACUCUCCCUGUUAGACCGCCUCCACAAACAGCCUGAUGGGAAAUAUGUACUGGUUGCUGGUAUAACUCCCACCCCACUGGGCGAAGGUAAAAGCACUGUGACCAUCGGCCUAGUCCAGGCCCUGUCUGCCCACCUUAAGCUCAACUCCUUCGCCUGUCUCCGACAACCUUCCCAGGGACCGACCUUUGGGGUUAAAGGGGGAGCUGCAGGAGGGGGAUAUGCCCAGGCCAUUCCUAUGGAGGAGUUCAACCUCCAUCUGACUGGUGACAUUCAUGCCAUCACAGCCGCCAACAACCUGCUGGCAGCAGCCAUCGAUGCCAGGAUGCUCCACGAGGCGACACAGUCAGACAAGGCCCUGUUUAAUAGACUGGUCCCUUCAGUGAAUGGAGUCAGAAGAUUUUCACCCAUCCAAAUCUCCAGGCUGCGUCGUCUAGGGAUCAAUAAAAUAGAUCCUGCAUCGCUCACACUUGAGGAAAUCAGCACCUUUGUUCGUCUUGACCUUGACCCCUCCAAGAUCACCUGGCAGAGAGUCCUUGACACAAAUGACCGUUUCUUGAGGAAGAUCACAGUAGGACAGGCGAGCACUGAAAAAGGACAGGCCAGAGAGACUGGGUUCGACAUUGCAGUGGCCAGUGAGAUCAUGGCCAUCCUGGCUCUGGCAGACGGCCUGGAGGACAUGAAAAACAGACUAGCGCGCAUGGUGGUGGGGACCAGCCGCUCUGGACGGCCUGUCACCGCAGAGGACCUGGGUGUGAGCGGAGCACUAGCCGUGUUAAUGAAAGAUGCCAUCAAGCCCACGUUGAUGCAGACCCUCGAGGGUACUCCAGUGUUUGUCCAUGCUGGGCCCUUUGCCAACAUCGCCCAUGGCAACUCCUCGGUGCUGGCUGACAAGCUGGCUUUGAAGUUGGUUGGCCGGGACGGCUUUGUGGUCACAUUUUCUGGAUUCGGAGCAGACAUCGGGAUGGAGAAGUUCUUCAACAUAAAAUGUCGGGCUUCAGGCCUGAGGCCAAAUGCGGUGGUGUUGGUUGCAACAGUCCGAGCUUUAAAGAUGCAUGGCGGUGGCCCAAAUGUUUCGGCUGGCGCACCUCUUCCUAAAGAGUACAUUGAUGAGAAUCUGAGUCUAGUUGCAGGCGGUUGCCGCAGCAAUCUCAGGAAGCAGAUCGAAAUAGCCCACCUGUUUGGGGUACCAGUUGUGGUGGCGCUCAAUGUCUUCAUGACUGACACCCAGGCAGAGAUUAACCUUGUGUGUCAGAUAGCAAAAGAGUGUGGAGCAUCUGAAGCCGUGCCAUGUCACCACUGGGCGCAGGGAGGCCGAGGUUCCUUAGAGCUGGCCCAAGCUGUGAAUGAGGCUGCUAGCAGAACCAGCAACUUCCAGUUCCUGUACAACAUAGAGAUGCCGAUAGUGGAGAAGAUCAGAACAAUCGCCCAAAAAGUGUAUGGAGCUGAUGACAUUGAGCUGACCCCAGAGGCCAAGGCCAAGAUAGAUUACUACAAUCAACAGGGCUAUGGUUCAUUGCCCAUCUGCAUGGCCAAGACUCACCUGUCCCUGUCCCACAUGCCUGACAAGAAGGGUGUACCCACUGGAUUUGUUUUGCCAAUCAGAGAUGUUCGUGCUAGCAUUGGGGCUGGUUUCAUCUACCCACUUGUGGGAACGAUGAGCACCAUGCCUGGCCUGCCAACCCGACCCUGUUUCUACGACAUUGACCUUGACCCGGUCACAGAGGAGAUCACAGGGCUCUUCUGAUCUUGCUUCAAUUAAAGAUAUUCUCCUCUCGUACACAUCAACAUAAAAUAUUCCAUAAACCAAUCCAGCCAUUUCAAGGAGCUUCUAUUGUGUCAUGUUACACAUUUUACAAGCAGCCGUUCGUUGUCUCUACAACUAGACUUUAUUCCCUCCAUGGUGUUUUUAGUUCACUACCUCAUUCACUCAGUGCCACGGCUCCAGUAUGUGAGGCUACACUUUACUCUCACUUGCACACACUUAAAAUCCUCAUUCGGUUUUUUUCCCAGGAUCCUCAUGUCGACGCAUGCACCUCAGAUGCAUCCAUGCCCCGCAUCUAUGACAGGAAAUGUCUUUACUUCCCAGCAGCCCAGACUCGCUCCACAUUACAGUAACGUGUUCUGAGGGGGAGUAAGAUUAGAGGGGCAUUAGCAUUAGUGUAAUAUUCCAAAGAUGACCUUCUACAGCCAUAUUGUGUAUAUCUUAUGCUGAUUGUGUACUGCAUGCUUUUGACCUCUCUUUGUGAUGCUUUCUGAGUAUGGAAGACACAGAUUAAGUCUUAAAACUAUCUUGAAUUGUACUUUAAUGCUGUAUUUUAAUCAACUUCUAAUUUCCUUUUGUGAAAACUUACUCAAAUGUCUUAUAACAUUACUACAAACUACAUUUUUUUAUACUUUUUAAUUCAUUUUAGAAGCUUUUGAAUUGAAAUAUGCAGAGUUUCUGUAUUUAUUACCCAAAUUACACCAUAAGCCAUUAUGGUGUUUAUGUAACCUCUAUUGUCCUAACCUGCUGGAUGCUCAAAGUCACUUAUAUUCUGAGAGAUAUUGUUCAAGCUUCACAUUUUAUUUGCUGAUAAAGCCUGAAAUUGUUUAAGCAGAUGAGAUGCAUACUGAUGCUGCUUAUUAUCAGUUUAGUUACUUUAAUGACCUAAACGAUGGCCUUUAACGGCUCAUAAAAUGUAUGACAUAUGCUGUUUGAAAAGGCACUUGUGCUUUUCUCUAAAGGUUAAUGCCUUAUUAACUAAAGUUUACUUUUUUAAGUUGUUAUUGGAGGUGGUCUUAAUUCCUCUAUAGGACCUCUUUACAUGUCACGCUCAGGUUUGUGGUUUGCCUCCAGACAGAUGAAUGGAUUUCAUACAUUGUCAGCUGGCCACACUGAAAUCAUGUUUUUGGUUAUCUGAUAACGUGAUUAACAUCCAGUGUCUGUGAGUCCUGACCCUUCACUUGAUGGGGAUGGUUGAAUAACUGAUUGAAUGAAUCUGAAACUGGUGUAAGCUAUUAUUAAUGUUCUAUUGUAUAAAGUCCAAACCAAACGUUAUGUAGCCAGUGUGGACUCCACAAAGAUUUUCUAAGUUGGUAUUUGUCUCAUUUACAGUAUUUUAAUUGGUCUUCAGAGAUCAAAUGUGUGCGCCUUUCAAAUAAACCUUUUAUUUACUCAAA